This is a messenger RNA of Dioscorea cayenensis subsp. rotundata (Guinea yam), 1337 nucleotides long. RefSeq lists its product as uncharacterized. The transcript is spliced from 7 exons. NCBI's taxonomy places the organism in Eukaryota, Viridiplantae, Streptophyta, Magnoliopsida, Dioscoreales, Dioscoreaceae. Bases 748 to 1158 code for a protein of 136 amino acids. The record is from RefSeq and is a predicted model, not a curated record.
UUAACAUCAUUUUUUUUCCUUUUUUCAUGUAAUUCUUCACCAUCGACGUCUCCUUCGAUCACUCUUCACUCAUUCUGUUCCUUUCUUUCCCCCCUUUGAUUUCCAUUGGUUUCCUGCUGUCAAAAUCUGCCCACAUUGUUCUUUUGAUGCUGCGAAGGCGGUAGUGCUCCAAAUCUCAGGAAAGCAUUGUGGAGGAUUUUACUUGGCCUUUUUUUUUCUCUUGCCAGUCCUUUGGUGUUGUUGCUCUUAUGCCAUUGUUGUGAUUUUUAGGCUUUUUGUUUAAAUAAAGAAAAAAUUCAUUCAAUCUUUGCCAACUAUUUGUUUUCACUUUCUUGGUUGAAAUUUGCGCAAGAAGAAUGGAGGAAGAUGGAAGAGUUUGAAGGCAUUACAGCCCUUGCCCAACUGCACUUGAAUGGAAGUGAGGGUCAGACCUUGAAGGAACUCAUUAUUCUGAAAUGGUGUUUGCCGUUUGAUCAAAGACUAAAGCAAAGGGUCGGUAUUUUAAUUUUUUGAGCCAGUGAAGUUUUGGUACAUUUAUUUGGUGGAAGCUUUGGAUAGAACAUGAUAAACACAAACCGGGGCCGGUUGUUGCGCUCUUUAUGGUUGUGGGCACUUGAUUAGAAGUUGGAAAGAUAGGCCACAAAGAUAAGAAACUCAUUAUCCUGAAAGAAUCCACUUAAUGGCACAAAAGGAAUCAUGUCGUUCGCCAUUAAGCAAAUGCUAAUGAGCAAAAGAUAAAUUGCAGCCAUGGAUAAAAUGGGGAAUGUUGUUUUGGAUCUCGAAAACCCUACACAACCCUCUGAUAAAUGCUGUUCCGGAAGUCCAAAGAUGACUAGAGUUCUCUCUCGAAAAUUUUCGUGUCGUAUGGAGAGACAGAAUGGUGAAGAGCAAGAAGCCGAUGAAACAAUCAAGAAGCUUGUGGUUAAUGUGGUGCCUUCCCAGCUCGAGCUGUUGAAACAGCCAUCAAUGCUGAACAAAGGUAUGACUCCAUUGAACAGCCCUUGCCUGCCCGAAGCCGGAGACGGCAGACACAGGAGAUUUAAUCGCUUCACAAUCCAUCCGAACAAAAUCCUACUCUUCUUGGCUACUGUAUCAAGCAUGGGAACGAUGAUUCUCAUAUAUUUCACUCUCGCGAUUUAUUUAAGAGGCGAAGAGUAGAUGUUUUUGAUGUUCUUGUUCAAUUGGAAGUGAUCGCAGGGGAGAAAUGAAGCAGGGAUACGACUUUUAAUUCACUGAUUUCAUUCUCUUCUUUUUUGGUGGAUAAAUUUCAUUCAUUGAGACAGCCUCAGUUUUGAUUUUUUCUGCUUGGAAUGUUGAAUGUGAUUGAUGUUUUUUGC